Molecule: messenger RNA, 1825 nt
Organism: Oncorhynchus gorbuscha (pink salmon)
Lineage: Eukaryota; Metazoa; Chordata; Actinopteri; Salmoniformes; Salmonidae
Product: myotrophin-like
Exons: 4
Coding region: 274-627 (117 amino acids)
Biological process (GO): regulation of barbed-end actin filament capping
Cellular component (GO): cytoplasm; nucleus
Molecular function (GO): protein binding
Source: RefSeq, a predicted model, not a curated record
CGGGUGUGCGGCAUCGGAAACGCUUCAUGAGAGAAAGGCGGACCCUUCUGCUGUCCUUUCUUUGAAACUUUAUUUUUUAACAAUUGCCUGCAGUGCACUAUAGAAGUACCAGGUGUUCAAUUUAGCAAAUGAUUUAAUUCCUUUAACGCUGCAAAUUUUAUAGCCGCCUUCCCUUGACUACGGAGUGAUCUGUCAAGAACUGCUUGCCUUGAGAAGUUUGACAGCUGCCUUUUUCAUUAGGGAAGCCACAGUGAACUCUUGGAACACAAGAAAAUGGGGGAUAAAGAAUUGAUGUGGGCCUUGAAAAAUGGAGACCUUGACGAGGUUAAGACUCUAAUGAAGGAUGAGGAUGUGAACAGGACCCUGGAGGGUGGCAGGAAGCCCCUGCACUAUGCUGCUGAUUGUGGCCAGGCUGAGAUGCUGGAGUUCCUCCUCUCCAAGGGAGCAGAUGUCAACGCCCCAGACAAACAUGGUAUCACUCCGCUGCUCUCUGCCACGUACGAGGGUCACCUCACCUGUGUCAAGAUCCUGCUAGAAAAGGGAGCUGACAAGGAGCAGAAAGGACCAGACGGACAGAGCGCCUUCGAAGCAGCCGAGACCGACGCCAUCAAGGCUCUCCUCAAGUGAGACGGGAGCCUAGAAGGGACGGACGGAUGCAGCAGUGGUCCCCCAGACAGACCAGAUGGACACACCCCUUCCCCCGACCUCUGUCUUUAGCACUGCUUUGUCUGUUUGCAGUUUUUUUUUUUUUUUUUAAGUUGUAGGGAUUCUCUCUUCUUGCCUCUUCAGUAGCCAUUGAAUGGAUGGACUUGUCAAUCAUGUCUCCCUUGGGGACCAAACACUGAGGGGGAAAAGCACUGACUUGGACCUUCCCUGAACACACAAGGAUGCAAUGUAAAAAAUGAAUAGAGCUUAACACUUAAAUAUGAUCGCUCCCAAGUCCUGUGUGCACUCCUUGCACAAAGAUGUUGGCAGAAAAACCGGAGACAUUCAAUAGUGUUCAAUUUUGUUGGCCGUUUUCAGUAUUGUAAGACCACUUGGUUAUAUUCAUCUUCCAAACAUCAGUUGUGCUAGAUGGAGAACGGUUGUAAAGAUAUUCUAUUAGCCCAGUAAGAUGGCCUCUUUCCCCUGGCUGUGUGCUGUAGCUCUUCUCUGUAGACCUGACUGGCUAACUGUCCAGCGCUUCAAAUAGGGCGUUUUGUACUGUAUGAGAGGGUAGGUCCUGUUUAGGUCGCUAAUAAUAUUGGUUACCCACUCUCUACGUAACCCUCUACUGAUAACAUAUCACACUAAACAUUAAUGACCAAGGUUACUCUAACGUAUAAUAGCGUAAAUACCCCGUUGACCAAUCACCACGUUGGCUAUUACAAAAAAUGUAUGUAAAAAAAAAAAAAAAGAUUAAUCUGUUAUUAAAACAUUACUGUGUAGUGAUGUCAUUAUGUCAACAUUGACCAUUAUGCAAUUUAGAAUUGCAUAAUGUUUUUCCCUUUUUGAGUGAGUUUUGAACGUGUUCUGAUCUGCAAUCCUUUGUUGCCGCAGUGUGUUUUGUAUUAGAUGAAUUUGGUGGGUGGGCUCUGAAUGGAGGGAUAUACAGGGGUUUAGGGUUCAAACUGUGGAUCGGGGAAAUGAUCGUCCUCUCGCUCUCUGGGUUUGAUUAACCUGCCGGCUCUGCUGCAUGUCAGAACUGCUUCUACUGCUACGUUCUCCAAAAUGGCUGCCUUCCUCUUUUGGUUGCUUUCAAGUAAUUACAAUGCAAUGGUAACAAAAUACUUUCUCUCUGGCAUUGUUGUGAGGGGAAAACUGAAAUAAAAAAUCUUAAUUAUUA